Messenger RNA from Oppiella nova, 3844 nucleotides. NCBI's taxonomy places the organism in Eukaryota, Metazoa, Arthropoda, Arachnida, Sarcoptiformes, Oppiidae. The record is from the annotation of a GenBank genome assembly.
AUGAAUGUCACGAACGUCUAUCGCAACGACUCUUUGGACCGAUUCGGUGAUGAUUUGUGUCAACACUUAUUGUCUUAUCUCGAACUCGAAGACCGGUUCCGAUGUGAAUGUGUGUCCAAACAGUGGCAGCGAUUGAUAUAUAAGACACAAACAGCUCUUAUUGUGGACUCAAAAUAUUGCCAUCAUUUGAGUGAUAUGUGUGUCAACCAGGACACCGAUAUAAGCGCGCAAACAUUGACUAACUUUUUCGCAAAGUUUGCCAAACAAUUAAAGUCAUUCAUGGACUCCGAGUGGGAAAGCAAUGUUAACAAGCAACUGUUCGUCACGAGCCUGAAGUUAUGCACGAAUUUGUCGCAACUUCAUUUGUUUUGCGACCAAGAUGAUAUACAUUUGUCGUAUGUGUUAAGUGGUGAUAGGAAUGUGGUGUUGUUUCCGAGAUUACAAACUCUUCGCUUUGAAUACAUGAAGGAAGACGUGAAUAGCAUUGAAGACGUUGUGAGAAAUUACAGCAAAAGUUUGAAAACAAUUGAAGUGUAUAUCGGUUGGGAUUGCGAUGAGAAAGAAAUUGAUGUACUGAUGACUGGAAUUGCGUUCAAGUAUAACUUUCUACAUGAAGGCAAAGCACAGAAAUAUUUACUGUCAACACAUCCCUCACAUGUGACCACAGAGACCAUGGAUUCACAGGAAUUAACAUUUUCUGAGGCCUACAGAAACAAACUCCGGAAUCGACUGAAAUCAGCGAAAAUCCGCACAAAACAGAAGUUCAGCGCAAAGGAGGCGCUCGAGACCCACGACAACGAAUUGAGGCGUGAGAUCGAGACUCAUCUGAACGCCAGAAACCAAUGGAAACAACAGAUAUCCCAAGAGUUGAGCGCAGAGUUCAUCGAAAACAGCGCCUCCAGAGAGGAGUCCGAAGAGUUCUUCUUCGGAACCGAUGUGUCGAUCGAGGGAUCAAAUACUGAGCCGAAGACGGAGCCAAAGAGCGAGACAUCGCCUAAAAGAGUGGGAGAAGAAGCGAUUGACAUCGAGGGCCAGGACUCGCGGCCACUGGUUAUCGAUAUGUUUAGUUCCACUCAUAACUGGAAGUUCUUUGACAGAAACGAAUCGGUGGUUAAGUCGAGGAAAGAUCGGAUUAGAGAUGAGAUGAAGUUUCUGUACAUACCGUCCGAUAAGGGGCUGGAAGUGAUGGAUGAGUUGGCGGCUCAUCAAGAGUUGGAUUCGUUGAACAAAAUCAACGAAAAUAUUUCGGCGAAGAAUUUGAUGAAAAUUAAGAACCGAUUGAUUGGCGAAGGAUUGAGAGACAAGUUUUUGGACACAAACGCGUGUUUUCUUGAGAAUAACGAUAGGAUUGAGAUUAAAAACUCUAUAUAUUUUGAUCCCCAGUUGGGUUCAGACAAAGAACUUAUCACUGAAUCCAAGCCAACUGUCCGCUCGUUUCGGGAGAUAAUUAUGCAGUGGUUUAGAGGCGAAGAAAACAGCGAUUUUCUGGUCGACGGAAGAGUAGCUGCGAGUAAUCGACUCAAAGAGCGGAGGUUUUCGCAGAGUUUAGGCACUCUUAGUGUUGAAGAAUUGGAUCAAUUGAUGCAACAGUUGAAGGUUCAGGAGUCGGUUGAACCCAACAAUUCGGUGCUAAUCAAUCGCAUCGAGACGUACAGACAGGCCAUCAAUGGCUCGUCAGCGACUGAUUCGGCGAAGAUCUCGGCCAAAGAGCUCGAGUUCGCCACCGAUGAGGACAUCGACAACAACCGGCGCUUCCGUUUACUGCGCGCGCGAUGGGAAGGAGUGCUGCCAUUCAGAAACUACCGGUUCGUACCGCUCAACGAGAAGGAGAUACCGGCGGAUCUGUUUGAGGAUAAGCCGAAGAUUCAGAGCUCAUCGAGUACUAAACAACAGUUUGAAGACAAACGCGAGGCUGCCAUCGAUAUGCUGACAAAAGUGGGCCAACAGCUGAUUAAACAGUCGAGCGGUACGGCUGACAGACCCCGUACUCUGGAGGAUAUGGUGGUCGAGGAGGAUGUGCUCGGAUUCAGUGCCAUUGGGUUUACACUCAUACAACCGGUGGGUCAGCAACAGAGACCAUUGAAUCCGCAGCGAAAGGAGCGCAAGAAGAUAGCAAUCAAUUUGAUGAGCAAUUCUGAGAUUAAGAUUGUCAUCACAAUUAUGCACGGCUUGAAUGUGCCCGUCCGCAAGAAGGACACCGUCAGCACCAGUUAUGGUGGCAGUGGAGGAGAUAAUAGCUUUCCCUACGAGUGCAAAGUGUGUCCAUUCGUUGAGGCGGUGUUUCAACGAGAAUCUGCCCGAACCAACACCGCUGAGGGCACUAAACCCACGUGGAAUGAGACACUUUCCCUGAAGUUCAAAGCUCCAGAAGGCGAUAGUUUGACAUCAAGUUUGGCCAAAAUAACUGAUUGUAUUUAUUUGAAUCUCUUCGAUGAGGUGGUGCUCGACUCGGAUGAGACAAUUACUAGCGAUGGCCAGAAAGUGAUACACAAGCGAACAGAGCGCCGGUGGUUGGGCUCACUUAAGAUACCAUUUUCUACACUGUAUCUCAACUCUAAAAUUGAAGGCACAUUCAGUUUAAGCACACCAUUGCUUCUGUUGGGCUAUGAAUACGACACCAAAAACUAUCUGUUGGGCGCCGACACCACUGCUAAAGACUCGUCCAAACAGACAUACCUAACGCUAUUUGUGACAGUCGACCCGUCCCUACAACUGCCCGAACCGCUGGUCAUAAAAUGCGAUACAAUAGAGAGCGACUCAUUGAACAUUUACGCCAAGAAGUGGCAAAACAAACUCAAACAGGAGUUCCCCACCAGAAAUGUCAAGACACUGGCCGUUACCAUGGAGGCCAAGUCGGUGCUCGUGUGCCGAUACUUGCAUCCACUUAAACCGCCCGAAGACUUUUUGGUCAACUUUAACGUCACGGCAGAUAUAAUGCAACGCUUGGCUCGGUUUGUGUCACUCAUACCGGAGCUGCCCGACAGCGUAGCCCUUCCCGGCGUUUGCGACAUUUGGUGCACUUGUGACCAGUUCUUAGACAUGUUGUUAGGCGGCGAAGAGGAACACGCGGUCCUUCUCUGCAAUUACUUCCUAUACCUCGAGAAAAGGGCCGCCAUUUUGCUGGGCUAUGGCAUACCGGAGGGCUCCACGGCUUACGUAAUUGUCUUUGAGUACGGCAGAGAUCCCAUUGUCUUCAACGCCUCCACUGGCGAACAGUUUAGUGUCAGAGAUAGUUAUCUGCCGUUGACUUCAAUCGGUUGUGUUAUAACACAGGAAAAUAUUUACGCAAAUAUCUCGAAAUCAGAUCAUCCGAAUCGUCUGAAUUAUGACAUCAGUAAGAGCUCCGAUUGGCGACCUUUUUUCGGCAAACAGUAUCCAAUGCCACCGAUUGUCAGCAUUCAGCCGGGAUCCUUGACAUACACGUCCAGCGACUUCGACAACGCGAUGAAACUUCAGGAGAAACUGGACAGACAUCUGAGGGAGUCGUUCAUGCGAUGGCGCAAACGGAACCGCACUUUCUUUAACCGACACGUGAUUCAGUCCAUUAAGAAAAUGCUGCCCCGACUGGAGAGCGCCGGCAAAGUGCAGGUCAAUGAUCUCAUACAAGAACUACACGACGUCUUCGUCCUACACGAGAUGACUGGUUUCCCGUUGAAUAUGCCGUACAAUGACUUCGCGUCCAUCACUGAAGCCGUGUUCGCCACUGGAGUCCAUUUGGCUGAGGAUAAGAGAGUGGAGUUCGCGCUCACAGUCUAUGUCCACCCCUACCCGUCCAGUAUAUUCUCGGUGUGGGUAUACGUGGCCGCACUCACCAGGCAUUCAUAGGUCUAAAAAUUGACUGGAC